Thyridium curvatum is the source of this 1218-nucleotide messenger RNA. RefSeq lists its product as uncharacterized. Gene Ontology annotation, cellular component: endoplasmic reticulum; SNARE complex. Gene Ontology annotation, biological process: retrograde vesicle-mediated transport, Golgi to endoplasmic reticulum. NCBI's taxonomy places the organism in Eukaryota, Fungi, Ascomycota, Sordariomycetes, Thyridiales, Thyridiaceae. The transcript is spliced from 4 exons. The record is from RefSeq and is a predicted model, not a curated record. The coding region runs from base 1 to 1218 and encodes 405 amino acids.
AUGACACACAUUAGCAUUGCUGGUGUGUGGGCCCUUCUCCGUGUUCGGUCAACCUCCGACGCCGGGGAUCAGAUGGAGAUCGAGGAUUUGCUGCUCCGCUUCUUCUGUCCUGAUAUCAGAACUGACUUGGUCGAGGCGGACGGAGACCUGUCUCCAAUGGCCGACCUAACAUCCACAUUCGAUGGGCUCUUGAAGAGCCACGAUGCUCCCCCAACCCGCCGGAGCUUCGACAUCAAGCGCAUCGACGAAUUUCUCAAGGAAGCAUACAGGAUAAACACGCACAUAGUCAACCUGCACACCCAGCUCCGCGAUGUCCGCCGCGCCUACCUCUCGACCGCCCAGCCGCGCAAGACCCAGCCGCGCAGCGCCCGCGCGGAGCAGCGCCAGGAGGCCUUCCUGACCGACCAGCAGCGCGAGGAGAUCGACGCCGACGCCAAGCGCCUGCUGCGCGACCUCAACGCCUCGAUCCGCAGCCUGUCCGAGGCCGAGGAGCUGCACCAGAGCACGCAGCAGGCGCUGCUGCGCAAGCGCUUCGCGGCGAGCCUCUCGGCCCUGCUCAGCGGGCUGACGGCGAACCCGGAGCGCGAGGCGGCGGAGAAGGCGCUGCAGCAGGUGGCGGCGCACCGGGAGGGCGUGCUGUGGUACCUGCGGCAGCGGCUGCAGGAGUGCGGGCAGCUGCAGCAGAGCAUGAUGGAGAUACGGCUCACGAGGGAGAUGGAGAAGAACAGGAGCGUGCUGGCCAAGGCGCAGCUCGACGCGCAGUGGAGCGCGUCGGCGGAGGCGUCGGCGGCGGGGUUCACGUCGCCUACUUCAGCUGGUGCGGGCGGCAAGGGGCCGUCUGCGGCGCAUCUGGACGAGGAGGAUGAGAGGAGGAGGCGGAGGGCCAGAGACGAGCUGACGGACGAGCAGGUCCAGAUGUUUGAGAAGGACAACCAGGAUAUGCUCAAACACUACGAGAGCACGCUGGACAAGGUCAAGACGGCGGAAAAGUCGCUGGUCGAGAUCUCGGAGCUGCAGACGCUACUGGUGAACAACCUCGAGAUACAGGCAUCGCAUAUCGAGCAGCUGGUGGCAGACUCGCUGAGCACGGCAGAGAAUGUCGACAGGGGCAACAAGGAGCUGAAGAAGGCGCUGGAGAGGCCGAGUACAGCCAAGUACACCUUUUUCGCAGCCAGCGGGCUGUGUCUGUUUGUCAUUGUAUGGGACCUGCUCAUCUAA